Messenger RNA from Trichoderma virens Gv29-8, 3501 nucleotides. RefSeq lists its product as uncharacterized. The transcript is spliced from 3 exons. The record is from RefSeq and is a predicted model, not a curated record. Gene Ontology annotation, cellular component: nucleus; cytoplasm. The coding region runs from base 1 to 3501 and encodes 1166 amino acids. Gene Ontology annotation, molecular function: ubiquitin binding. Gene Ontology annotation, biological process: proteasome-mediated ubiquitin-dependent protein catabolic process; ubiquitin recycling. NCBI's taxonomy places the organism in Eukaryota, Fungi, Ascomycota, Sordariomycetes, Hypocreales, Hypocreaceae.
AUGGAUCUAGCGGCGACGCACUCGCGCAAGAUUACAGGCAACCACUUUGGCGAUGAUACCACAAUCAACCAAGUUGAUUUUCAUUACCACUCACCCAAUGAUAAGACUCGAGAAGACGAUACGAAAUGCCUCGCGGAUUUACGUAUAACGGACCCCCGCGACGAUAAAACUCGCAUUGAGGCCACAAAGGGCGGCCUAUUUGAAGAUUCGUACCGUUGGAUCCUCGAGCAUAGCGAUUUCCGACAAUGGCGCGACGACGAACGCAGCCGCUUGCUCUGGAUCAAGGGCGAUCCCGGCAAGGGCAAGACAAUGUUGCUCUGCGGCAUUGUGAAUGAGUUAAGCUCCGAAACGAGACUAGAGGACCAGAAAGCCAACACACUGUUAUCCUACUUCUUCUGUCAGGCCACCGACGAGCGCAUCAACAGCGCCACAGCCGUGCUGCGAGGCCUUAUCUAUCUGGUUGUGGAGCAGCAGCCGCUGCUUAUCUCCCACAUACAAAAAAAAUAUAAACAUGGGGGGGAGGCGCUUUUUAAGGAUGUGAAUGCGUGGACUGCGUUAUCAGAGAUCUUCUCAAAAAUCUUAGACGAAAGCCUGGAGCGGACUUAUAUCAUUAUUGACGCACUCGACGAAUGCGUGACCGACCUACCAAAGCUGCUCGACUUUAUUAAUAUAAAGUCCACUCUCUUUUCCUGCGUCAAGUGGAUAGUCUCCAGUCGCAACCGGCCAGAUAUUGAGGAGCGUCUUGAUUCUGCCACUCAGCAAAUGAGGCUCUGUCUAGAGCUCAACGAAAAGUCUAUCUCCGCAGCCGUCAAUGCGUAUAUCAAGCACCAAGUUAAAUGGUUAGCCCAGAAAAGGAAAUACGAUGCUAUAACAAAAGAUGCUGUUCAGCACCACUUAUUUUCUAAUUCUAAUAAUACCUUCCUCUGGGUAGCCUUAGUCUGUCAGAACUUAAGGAAGAUCUCGCUACGGAAUGACCUCUCAAAGCUAAACGAGUUUCCACCUGGACUUGAUUUUUUAUAUGAGAGGAUGAUAAAUCAAAUACGUGAUUUAGAGGAUGAUAGAGAUGCUAAGUUUUGUUACCAGAUCCUUGCGACGGUGUUGCUUGUGUAUCGGCCUGUUACACUGGCUGAGCUUGGCAUCCUUAUUGAGUCCUCAGACGAUAAUCCCGCAGAUGCCGAGUUAAUUAAUAAGGCAAUAGGGUUUUGUGGCUCAUUUCUUACUGUGCGAGACGGCCGAGUUUACGUUAUCCACCAGUCAGCCAAGGACUACUUAAGUGACAAAGCAGCGCCUACUAUAUUCCCCUCUGGCUCAGCUAACGUCCAUGAUGUGAUCUUUGCGCGGUCAUUAAAAGCUAUGUCUGCCACAUUACAAUGGAAUAUUUAUAAUUUAUAUCCUCCUGGACUCCCAAUUAACGAAAUUAAGGCUCCAGAUCCAGAUCCGCUAGUCGCUCUGCGGUAUUCCUGCGCCCAUUGGGUCGACCAUUUCUGUUAUGUAUAUAACAGUAAUAGCCAAUCUCAGGACCAUGUUGACCAUAAGUACCAGACAGCCUUCCUAUUCUUUCAAAAGAACUUCCUAUAUUGGCUCGAGGCUUUGGGCCUUAUGGGGAAUAUAGAGGAUGGGGUUCUUUCAAUGGCAAGGCUAGAAAAUCUACUGAGAGUAAGCCGGUCGCGCUACUGCCAAUUACUAGAACUUGCACAAGACUCACAGCGGUUUAUCCGGCGGAGCAGUUCGGUGAUUGUAAAUAAUCCACUCCAGGUAUAUACAUCAGCGCUUAUAUUCAGUCCAUUAAACAGCUUUAUACGGAAAGUAUUUAAAGAGGAAGAACCUAAAUGGCUAAAGGUUAAGCCUAGAGUGGAAUACAAUUGGAGCCCUUAUUUACAAACACUCAAGGGCCAUGGCGGUACUGUCGAGUCGGUGGCCUUCUCAGCAGAUGGCCUCUACCUCGCUUCAGGGUCAUCUGACGACACCAUCAAGAUCUGGGAUACGAUAACAGGCAAAGAGCGGCAAACACUAAAGGGGUAUAGCGGUACGGUCUGGUCGGUGGCCUUCUCAGCAGAUGGCCGCUACCUCGCCUCAGGGUUAGAUGAUAAAACUAUUAAGAUCUGGGAUAUGACAACAGGCAAAAAGCGGCAAACACUAAGUGGCCAUUACAGUAGGGUCUGGUCGGUGGCCUUCUCAGCGGAUAGCCGCUACCUUGCCUUAGGGUCAGACGAUAAGACUAUUAAGAUCUGGGAUGCGACGAUAGGCAAAGAGCGGCAAACACUUAAGGGCCAUAGCGGUAUGGUUUAUUUAGUGACUUUUUCAAUGGAUGGCUGCUACCUCGCCUCAGGGUCAGACGAUAAGACUAUCAAGAUCUGGGAUGCCACAACAGGCAAAGAGCGGCAAACACUAAGUGGCCAUCGCGGUGGGGUCUGGUCGGUGGCCUUCUCAGCGGAUGGCCUCUACCUCGCCUCAGGGUCAGACGAUAAGACUAUCAAGAUCUGGGAUGCCGCAACAGGCAAAGAGCGGCAAACACUUAAGGGCCAUAGCGGUACGGUUUAUUCAGUGGCCUUCUCAGCGGAUGGCCUCUACCUCACUUUAGGGUCAAGCGAUAGCACCAUUAAGAUUUGGGAUAUAAUAACAGGCAAAAAGCAGCAAACACUUAAGGGCCAUUGCGGUGGGGUUGUGUCGGUGGCCUUCUCCGCGGAUAGCCGCUACCUUGCCUCAGGGUCAGACGAUAAGACUAUUAAGAUCUGGGAUACGAUAAUAGGCAAAAAGCGGCAAACAUUAAGUGGCCAUCGCAGUGGGGUCUGGUCGGUGGCCUUCUCAGCAGAUGGCCUCUACCUCGCCUCAGGGUCAGGCGAUAAGACUAUUAAAAUCUGGGAUGCAACAACAGGCAAAGAGCAGCAAACACUUAAGGGCCAUAGCGGUACGGUUUAUUCAGUGGCUUUCUCAACGGAUGGCCGCUACCUCGCCUCAGGGUCAGGCGAUAACACCAUUAAGAUCUGGGAUGCGACGACGGGCGAAGAGCGGCAAACACUUAAGGGCCAUAGCCAUUGGGUCAGGUCGGUGGCCUUCUCAGCGGAUGGCCGCUACCUCGCCUCAGGGUCAUUAGAUGGGACUAUUAAGAUCUGGGAUGCGACGACAGGCAAAGAGCGACAAACACUUAAGGUUAACACCGCAAUACGCACUAUAUCCUUCGACGAUAUAGCCUCAUACCUGUAUACCGAAAUCGGCCCUAUAAAAUUGGGCGAUCAACGCCGGCCCAUUGCUAAUGAUACUCAAAAGGCAAAACAUUAUGGCUGGGGCAUAAGCACCGAUAAAGGUUGGAUUACCUGGAAUGGGCAUAAUAUAUUAUGGCUUCCGCCCGAAUACCAGCCUUCCACGUCGGCCGUAUGGCCUUAUGCAUCACCUUCUACGUCGCCACAGGUGCCGUUAACGGACGUAGCUAUAGCUCUGGGUACUGGUUCAGGGAGAGUGGUGGUAUUUAGGAUGUCCGGUGGGCCAUAUUCCCUGUUAUAA